This is a messenger RNA of Brachypodium distachyon (stiff brome), 1493 nucleotides long. Its product is annotated as WAT1-related protein At3g18200. The record is from RefSeq and is a predicted model, not a curated record. The transcript has 5 exons. The coding region runs from base 102 to 1235 and encodes 377 amino acids. NCBI's taxonomy places the organism in Eukaryota, Viridiplantae, Streptophyta, Magnoliopsida, Poales, Poaceae. Gene Ontology annotation, molecular function: transmembrane transporter activity. Gene Ontology annotation, cellular component: plasma membrane.
UGCGCCUCAUCCUCGUCUCGAACCAACAAGCUAGCUAGCACCAUUAGCAGCAAGCUCUGCGCCUCUGCAUCAACCGAUCAGGAGGAAGAAGAAGAGAUUCGAUGGGGAGGGAUCAUGAUAAUCAGCAGCAGGAAGCAGGGGCAGUGGUGCGGCAUGAGAAGGUGAAGCUGUUCAUGGGGGUGCUGGCGCUGCAGUUGAUGCUGGCCGGGUUCCACAUCGUGAGCCGGGCGGCGCUCAACAUGGGCGUCAGCAAGCUCGUCUUCAUCGUCUACCGCAACCUCAUCUCCCUCGCACUCCUUGCCCCCUUCGCCUACUUCCUCGAGAAGAAAGACAGGCCGCCGCUCACCUUCUCUUUGCUGGCGGAGUUCUUCGUGCUAGCACUCAUCGGGAUCACUGCGAACCAGGGGUUCUACCUGCUGGGGCUGUACCACCUGUCACCAACCUACGCGUCCGCGAUACAGAACACGGUGCCGGCGAUCACCUUCGUGAUGGCAGCGGUGCUAAGGCUGGAGCAGGUGGACCUGGGCCGGCGGCACGGGGUGGCGAAAGUGGUGGGGACCGUGGUCAGCGUCGGCGGCGCCACCGUGAUCACGCUCUACAAGGGCAUCCCGCUCUUCGCCCGGCACAACCUCCACGUCCAGUCCAUGGUGGAGCUUGCUUCCUCCAGCCCCAUCUUCAACUGGACCCUCGGCUGCAUCUUCAUCCUCGGCCACUGCCUCUCCUGGUCCGGAUGGAUGGUCCUCCAGGUGCCCGUGCUCAAGAGGUACCCGGCGAGGCUGUCGUUGAUCACCAUGACCUGCGUCUUCGGCUUGCUCCAGUUCCUCGUCAUCGCGGCUUUCACUGAGGAAGACCUUAGCCGGUGGAAGGUCAGCUCCGGUGGGGAGCUCUUCACCAUCCUCUACGCCGGGCUGGUGGCAUCUGGAGUUGCUUUUGCUCUGCAGAUCUGGUGCAUCGACAGGGGAGGCCCGCUUUUCACCGCCGUCUUCCAACCCGUGCAGACCGUCGCCGUUGCCGUCAUGGCCGCCGUCAUCCUCGGCGACCAGCUCUACACCGGAGGGAUUAUUGGAGCCGUGCUGAUCGUCAUCGGGCUCUACUUCGUGCUGUGGGGCAAGAGCGAGGAGAAGAGAACCAAGGUCCUGAACCAAGAUCCGGACACGGUCACCAGGCACCUGCUUGCCGGGCAGCAAGACUCGUCUCCGGCCAAAGAUCGACAAGUGAACACUGACCUGGCGUGAUCGAUGAGGAUCGAGCUUAAAAGCUAUAGCUACUGGAUUUGGUGGGGAUGUACGUACUAAUGUUGGUGCAUGCCUGUGCUUUUAAAAAAAAACUGUUUCGGAAUGCAACCAAGAAGGGAUUUUAUCGUGACUACGUGGACUUCUGCGAAGCACUAGUCGUAUGUGCUACGGAUCUCGUUGUGUAUAGCUGGUCCCUGUUUCUAUGUGUAUAUCGAUCAAUUGGGGGGAAAAAACCUGAAUCAAGUUGCUUUGAUCUUA